AUGGAUUUUUUUAGAUCUGAGGGGCGUCUGCUGCCCAACCUAGUUGACGAGCUAGCUGUGUCCAAUCCAGGUCAGCUAUACUGUAUCCAUGCGAAGUCCCAUAAGGUGGAUGAUGGAUGGCACGAAAUAACUUUCCAGUCACUUGCAAAUGCAGUGAAUCGUCUAACUUGGUGGAUCAACGAGUGCCUGAACGGUGAUUCAACGUCGCAAAUUCUAGCCUACGUCGGUGCAAACGAUCUCAGAUAUUCUGCUUUUAUCCUAGCUUGCGCCAAGUUAGGCCAUGUAGCGCUUCUUCUUUCUACGAGAAACUCUCAAACGGCCUUUCGUCACCUUCUUUUAGCGACAAAUUGCUCUAUUGUUGUUGAUGGCGCCGAGAAAUUACAGCUAAAACAAGCGCUAGAUGAACUGGUUGACAACUGCAAGGAUAUUUCGCUUCGGCGUUGGAGCAUAGCACCUCUCGCAGAGGUUUUUGCGGAACAGCAUAGCCCGGUGUAUCCCAGCAGGCUUACUUUCAAACACGAUGAAGAUCGCACGGCAAUCAUAAUUCACAGCUCUGGAACAACUGGUCUCCCUAAACCAGUUCAUUUAAGUCAUGGUUAUCUGUCAACAAUAGAUAACAUGCAGUAUUUGCCUAUUCCUGUGGGGCGGAAGUCAGCGCAGAUGUUCCUUAAUCAUAAGGGAGACACUCGCUUGAUGUAUGGUCCUCUUUUCCACUUUAUUGGGCUUGUAUGCAUGAUGGAGUGUAUUUUCUUUAAGACCCCAUUUCUACUUGUUCCCGAUGGGCCGUUGACAGAUGAUGUUUUUGAGAAAAUUAUGACGAGUCCCUUUACCCCACGAUGGGGUCUGAUGGCCCCUUGGGUGUUAGAAGAGCUCAGCAGCUCAGAGAAAGGUCGAAAAUCUUUAUCUAAACUACAAUCACUCAACUAUGGCGGAGCUCCUCUCUCCACAACUGCUGGAGAACGAGCAUUCCGACUUCUCCGUCUCCAGACGCUCAUGGGUAGCAGCGAGACGGCCUAUACGCCGACCCUUUUAUGUGAAGAUCCGAAUGAUUGGGAAUAUAUGGAAUGGAAUCCUUACUUUCAAAUCAAAAUGGACAGCGGACUCUACGAGCUCGUCAUUCCUAGGCAAGAAACGCGUCAUUUCCAUGGAAUUUUCCACACAGCGCCAGACCUUGACGAAUAUCGGACCGGAGAUCUCUUUCAGCCGCAUUCCUCAAAACCUACCCUGUGGAAGUAUGAAGGGCGCCGAGAUGAUAUAAUAGUUUUGAGUAACGGUGAGAAGUUUAAUCCGAUUGAUGCCGAACAGCAAAUUCGAUCGAGUGAUUGGGUCAAAAGUGCUGCGAUUUUUGGCCAGGACCGAUUUCAUCCCUCUCUCAUCAUUGAGCCCCAUUGGGACCAGCUCCCGUCAAGCUGGACAGAAGCCUGGCUGAAGGAACAGAUCUUGCCCGCGGUUCAGCGCGCCAAUUCGGAGCUGCCCGCUCACGGUAAGAUUCUCGAGAGUAACAUCGCAUUUGCAGUUCCAGAGAAGCCUUUUCAAGUUUCACCCAAAGGAACUCUGCGCCGCAAAGACAUACAGUCCACCUACCUGGAUACUCUCGAUCAGCUCUAUGUAGAGAAUACACCGAGCGACCUGCCUGGCAUUUUGGGCAAGGAUGUCGCCCUGUACAGUCUGCCCGAACUGCAGCAGUGGCUAGAAAAUCAAAUCUCUCGAAUUUUAGGCUUCGAUAUCGGAAGUCAUGAGAAUGAUCUCAUUGGUCUCGGGCUCGACUCUCUUCAGGCUAUGCAAAUCGUGAAAUUAAUUCAGGAGGUGGUAAUAGCUCAGCCCACUGAAACCCCUUUCAAAUGGACUACUGUGCAAUUGUACAAAUUUGGCAAUCCAAAAAGGAUUGCACAAGAGCUCUAUGCGCAAUUAAAACAAGGAGAGUCCGUGGAAAAUAUUUCAAAAUCAGAUUCGCUGUCUUUUGGUUCUCGAGAUGAGCAACUUGCAACUAUGGUCAGAGAGCUGUCCGGUUUCCCUCCCCUGAGUGGCAUCAACGUGGCCUUGACUGGGUCAACAGGAGAACUAGGUAGCUAUCUGCUACACUCAUUACUGCAGAGCCCCCUUGUCAACCACGUUUUUUGUUUAAAUCGAGCUCAUAAUGCGGGCGCACGGCAAAAAUCCAGCUUUCGGGAAAAGGGGUUGUCAGAAGCUGGAUUGGAGCGCGUCACCUUUCUCCAUACCCGCCUUGACGCAGAAUUCCUUGGCCUGGAAGCCGAACCGUACAGCCGACUGCGAGAGAGUGUUGAUAUAAUCAUUCACAACGCUUGGCAUGUAAGCUUCAAUCUCCCGGUGGCAAGCUUUAAGCCACAUAUUAUAGGGACAAGACGCAUUUUAGAACUUGCUUCCCAUUCGACACGAUCUGCUGAGAUUCAUUUCAUUUCCUCUGUGGCGGUCGUGACUGGAAAAUCUACUGGUUUUGUCAAAGAACUCCUGCAUGAUGCUUCUUUUGUAUUGCAACAAGGAUACGGUGAAUCUAAGUUUGUAGCCGAACAGAUGUGCGGCAUCGCCUCCAUGCAGAGCAAGUCACGAGUGGCUAUUCAUCGCAUCGGCCAACUUGGAGGACCCUCAAGCUCCCUUUCUGGCAUGUGGAAUCCUCGAGAUUGGUUCCCCACUUUAGUACAGUCGUCUCAGAUGCUGAGCAAGUUACCUGACAGUCUUGGGGCCAUUCAGGUAGAUUGGCUACCAAUUGAUACCGCCGCAAAAGCAAUUGUGGAGAUCAUUCAAAGUCGUAUCCAUAAAAGCCUACCCCGCUUAACCGUUUACCAUGUCAAGAAUCCACAUGCAACAGAAUGGAAGACGAUCAGUGGCCUUGUAGCCAAGGCCUGUAAUGCUCAGAUUGUAACCAUGCAAGAAUGGAUCUCGAGUGUAGAGACAGUUAUGCUCUCCAAGCCAGCCCUCUCUGAUGGUGUUUCCGCCGUAAACUUGCUGGAGUUUUUUACAGAAAUGCUGCAAGAGGGGAGCAUGUCCCCACUGGUGCUUGAGACGCACAACGCUGAGCGGGACAGUACCAUUUUGCACAGUCUGAAGCCAGUCGACGAGGGUCUUGUGGAACUAUGGCUGAAGCAAUGGCAAAAGUGGCUCCCUGAUCUGUUCGUAUAA
This is a messenger RNA of Penicillium macrosclerotiorum, 3138 nucleotides long. Its product is annotated as NRPS-like enzyme. NCBI's taxonomy places the organism in Eukaryota, Fungi, Ascomycota, Eurotiomycetes, Eurotiales, Aspergillaceae. The transcript is spliced from 4 exons. The record is from RefSeq and is a predicted model, not a curated record. The coding region runs from base 1 to 3138 and encodes 1045 amino acids.